AACAACAACAACAACAACAACAACAACAACAACAACAACAACAACAACAACAACAACAACAACAACAACAACAAUAUGGUUCAUUACUUGGUAUUUUGCCAGCCACUCAUAUAGGAUCACAUAUUCCAAGCAAUACUUUCUAUAUCAUUGUCACUGGACGUGUUGAUUCUUUCUCCAUUUUUUCAAACCCUGAUGAUAAUGGUGCUGGUACUGUUUGUCUUGAUGCUUAUGAUGGUGAUGACUUUCCUUACCAACGUUUGCACGCAAAUAAGGUAUUCUGUUAUUAUUGCCAUGCAUCUGAUGUUCACUUCUCAGAUGAUUGUCCUUUCUAUGCCUUUUGGAAGUGGUUGGAUCAUUUGUAGUAUCAGUUGAAAUAUCCUUUUUUUUUUUGAAUAAUUGCUAGUCUAUAUGUUGUCUAUUCAAGUAUAUAUGUACUGCAUAUAUCCGCCGUUUUUUCCAUACUUUAAUCCAAGUAGUUAGCUUUCCAUUUUUAUAAAUAUCAAUCAAACAUGAAUAAAAAAAAAAAGGCAUCAGUAUAUUAGCGAACAAUCAUUAUCCAACGAUCCAUCACUCAUACAGUAUAUCGUAUCAACGUAUUCGUGUCUAUAAAAUAUAUACAUAAAAAAAAAAGAAAGGAAUCUUUGACAUGUAACAAAAUAAUUGAAAUAAAAAUAAAAAAUAAAGAUAAAAAAAAAAAAACUUUAUUGAAUAAACAUAAUAUAAAUACAAAAGACUAUCAAAUAACAUACUAAAACUAAAAGUCAAUAAAAAAA
Molecule: messenger RNA, 773 nt
Organism: Halteromyces radiatus
Lineage: Eukaryota; Fungi; Mucoromycota; Mucoromycetes; Mucorales; Cunninghamellaceae
Exons: 1
Coding region: 193-372 (59 amino acids)
Source: RefSeq, a predicted model, not a curated record